This is a messenger RNA of Diospyros lotus (date-plum), 737 nucleotides long. RefSeq lists its product as uncharacterized. NCBI's taxonomy places the organism in Eukaryota, Viridiplantae, Streptophyta, Magnoliopsida, Ericales, Ebenaceae. The record is from RefSeq and is a predicted model, not a curated record. Bases 54 to 626 code for a protein of 190 amino acids. The transcript has a single exon.
UUCCAGCUACCAUAAACCAAGAACUCUCACUCUCUCUCUCUCUCUUGCUGGGUAUGGAGAAGGAAUCAAGCGGAGCGGCAAAAGCCAAGAAACUGGGGAACAUAGUGAAGAUAGUUCUGGUAAUGUUGAGGAAAGGCCUGUCAGAGAGCAAGGUAAUAGCCGAUCUCAGCGUGCUGUUAAAACGCAGCAAGGUCGCCGGAAAAGCCAUCAGCGACCUCAUGCUCCACCACCACUACUCCGCCUUCAGCUGCCGCUCCGACGACGUCCGCCUCUCCUUCGUCUCGCCCCGAGAGUACGAAUUCAGCUGCAGCAACACCCCGAUUUAUCUCUCCAAGCGCAAAAACCACCACCGCGUCGAUUACAUAAGCGCCGCCAUCCACAAUGUGUUUGUUGAUGAAGGGUCGCCGGCGAUGGCGCUGCCGGGGUUCGGAAUGAGCCCGGUGGUGCGGCAGCUGAGGAUUACAGACUCGCCGUUCCCAUUGAAAGAUGGAGAUGAGGAAGAUGAUGAUGCCCAAGUGGACAAGGCUGCUGAAGAGUUCAUCAGCAAGUUUUACAGAGAUUUGAGGCGCCAAACGAGGAUGGCUGCCCUUGAGUCUCCGUCGCCAUACCAUAUAUGGGCUACCUAGCUAAUCAAGCUUGUUCCUAUAUCGAAAAAUCAACAUUUGGUCAUGUUGCUUAUCAACUUUAAUUCAGCAUUUGGUCUUAAUUAAUAUAAUUUGGGCAAAUCUGUAAUCAGA